Molecule: messenger RNA, 1719 nt
Organism: Entamoeba nuttalli P19
Lineage: Eukaryota; Evosea; Mastigamoebida; Endamoebidae
Product: Ras GTPase-activating protein, putative
Exons: 2
Coding region: 1-1719 (572 amino acids)
Biological process (GO): regulation of GTPase activity
Source: RefSeq, a predicted model, not a curated record
AUGAGUAGUCAUUCAAAUACCAAUCCAUAUUUUAAAACAUCAAUAUUUUGGAAGCUCUGUUGUGUUUAUGAUCACAUUGUUGUUCAUACAUUAAUUAGAUAUUGUUCUACUACUACGAAUGAAUUUUGGGAUGCCUUAAGAGAUAUAUUAGAUGCAUCAGGAAUAUUAUAUAGCGUUUUAGCUGAUGAAUUACAAGAAGAAGUUAUAAACACAAAAGAGGUUCAUACAUUAUUUAGAGUUAAUAGUGGACCAACAUCAUUAUUAUCUGCUGUUUUAAGAAAAGAAUUAACACCAUUAAUGGAAAAGUAUAUUAAUCCAAUUAUUCAUUCAUGUAAUUCAACUGAAAUUCAUAUAGAUUCAACAGAUGAAACAAUUAAAAGUAAAUCUAUUGAAACAAUAAAUAAAUAUAUUGAUAUUCAUACAACUCGUUUCUUACAAAUGGCAUCAGAAUUUCCAGAAAAUUUAAAAUCAAUAUUUGGAAUUAUUAAAGAAGUUGUAGAAGAAAAUUUUCAAGAAGAAGGUGUUUCACAACAAAUUUUAUCAGCAUUAUUUUUCCAUAAAAUUAUUACACCUGCAAUUGUUACACCAUCUAAAUUUUGUAGUGCUAUUUCAAUUCCUACUGAUAAAGGUAAAUCUGUUUUAGUAUUACUUUCAAAAAUAUAUCAAACAUUUGUUAAUCAAUGUGAUGAGCCAUUCCCUAAAACAAUGGAUUUGAAUGUAUUUAAUAGUACUAUUGUCAAUUCAUAUCCAAAAAUUAAUGAAAUGGUUAAUAUUCUUAGUAGUAAUUCUACAUUACCUGAAUAUCAUUUUAAUAAGGUUGUAUCAUCUCAAUUACUUUUAAGAAAAGUACCACCAAUUUUAAGUACAUUAGAAACAAUGAAACCAGCUGCUAUGGUUACUAUUAUACAACCAUUUAUUGAUAUUGGAUUUAAAAAUUUAGCAGAGAAUUUAUUAGCAUUAACAAGUAUUAAUAUUUAUCAAAAAGAACUUGCAAAAUUAGAUUUAAAGAAACCAAAAGAUGUUGGUAUUUUCUUUGAUGAAACUGAAGAAGCAUGUUAUAAUUCUGUUAUUACUGGAUAUGAAGAUACCAUUAAUUUUUAUCAAAAAAGAAUUAAUACAUUAACAGAAGAAAUCUUUAAAUUAAACCAAAUUAUAGAAAAAUUUGAUGCACCAUCAUCACCACGAUCAUUCACUAUAUGUUGUGAUAGAUCACCAUGUUCUUCCCAACCACAACAACCAAUUUGUUCACCAAAGAGAUCUAAAACACCAUCAUGUGAAGAACAAGGACAAACAACAAUACAAAAAAUUCAAGAAUUACAUUUACCAAGUGAACUUAAUGAUGAAUUAAGAAAUAGAUUUAUCACACUUACUUCUAAAGAGAAUCAAAUUGUUGAAUUUGUUAACAAAACAGAAAGUGUUUCUGUUUUAUCUAAAAGUGAUAAGUUUAUAACAGUUUAUGUUAAAGCUACUAAAACUAAAUUAAAAGAUGAAUGUCCUAAAAUUGCACAAAAAGAUAAAGACAAAGAAAAAAAAGAUAAAGAUAAGAAAGAUAAGGAUAAAGCAGUUGCUAAAUUAAAGAAAUCAUGUUUAGAACAAUUAAAAGAAGCACAUGAAAAUCGUAAUUCAUUACUUCAACAUAUUGAUGAUCCUAAAUUAAUGCAAAGAAUUUUUGCAUUAGUGAAUAUUCUUGAUGAUAUUAUUUACGUAUUAAAUAAUUAA